AUGCCGCCAAUGGUCAGUGCUCUCAAGACCAUUGCCGAAGCCCUGAUCCGGCUUCUCACCAUGCUGUUGCAGAUCCUAGUGCAGCAGCUCGAGAAGCAGGAGAUCCUUGCCGAGAUGGAGAUCGAGAACGAGCCGGAGACUCAUGCCCACCUGCAGGAUAUGAUGCGCCAAAUUCAACAACAGGGCGCCACACUGGAAGCCCUCCGAGAGGAGGUGGAAGUUCAAAAGAAGACUCCAGAAAAGAAGGUGAGACCUCAGCCUGCAGCAGCCCCAAUGAGCAUUGCCUCAAUGACCUCCGGAAGUUCCACGCCAUUGUCCAAGCCACAGGUUCCAAAUGUCAGUCAGCGAAAGAGUCGGGCACCGUCCGUCGUUUCCCAAGCUGCAAGCUGGCAAGAGAUCGAAGCCGAGGAGGAGACCAUUUUGGUCCAGGAGAUGGCCCUUUCAGUUCCCGUGGAAUUGACUCAAGGGCGAGCCUCGGUGCCACCUGCACCAACCUUGCCGCUGCCUGGAAACCUGACGAUCUCAGAGUGGGGGACCAACAUGAUCAACUUCGGCAGGAAACACAAAGGAAAGACCUUCUCAGAAGUGAUGGAGAAGGAUCCUGGUUACCUGCAAUGGAGCCUGGCCCGUUACGGGUUCCACCGGUUGAUACCCAAGAUGUUGCAGCGCCUGAUGUUCCAAUUUCUGGCCAUGAAUCCUCGGAUCCGAAUCCUGGGACAAAUGAUAAGAAAGAGCAUUCCCAGCCAUCUCACGAUCACAAUGUUUGGUAGUUUGCCAAAUUCCGAAUCUGUGCCAGCGAAUGCUCGUGACCUUGGUCUUGGUGAAGACGGCCCGGCCGAUGAGCCUGAAUCUGCAGUGCGUGCGACUGGAAGCCAAAAUCUUCCGUUGGCUGUGCAUGAACGUUCCAACAGCCAAGCUUGCGAAGGUUGGGCACCGCCACCAGUGCCCUUGCAUGGCCCAAAAUUCCGCUUGCUACAGCCACAAGAGAAACAAGAUUUGAUAAAGCUUCAUAAGAAUCUAGGCCACCCAGAUCCAAAUGUCCUUUCACAACAUCUCAAAGCAGCAGGGGCUUCUGAGCAAGUUGUAGAAGCAGCCAAGGAGUACAUUUGUGAUGCCUGCGUUGAAACCACUAGAUUUAGCCAUCAAAGACCUGCCAAACUGCACGAACCCAAGGAAUUCAAUGAACUCUUGGGGAUUGACGGUUUCUUUUGGACGGGAAAGAAGGGUUUUCAAGUCAUGAUUUUCCACUGCAUUGAUGAAGCUUCUUUGUUUCAUUUAGGACGUCGCUUAGACAACCGAGAAUUUUGUGCGGAUGCAUGGCUCACCUUUUUGCAAAGGCAAAGCAUUGAACCACGCCUCUCAACCGAGGCCUGGCAAAAGGGCAGAAUCGAAAGACAUGGCCAGAUUGUCAAGAACAUGCUUCACCGUUAUGAUCAGGAAAAGACCAUUGAAGAUGUUCAAGAAUUGGAUAUGGUCCUCCGAGCCUGCUUUCAAGCCAAGAAUGCCUUGUCUCGACAAGAUGGUUUCUCUCCAGAGCAGAUAGUCCUGGGUAAAUCCCCUAAAGUCACUGCCUCCUUAACUUCCGAUGAACAAGUAGCAUCACACAGUCUGGCCGAUGGUUCUGACUUGGACUGCGAAAAGUUUCGACGAAACCUGGAGGUUCGUACACGAGCCAGAAAGAUGUUUCUGCUUGCGGACAAUGACGCAGCCAUCCAAAGAGCACUCCUGCGAAAAUCAUGUCCUCCUGUUGACACGUAUACCAUAGGUCAACAUGUCAUGUACUGGAAAAAGAAGAAUACCUUUGGUCGUCGUGAAGUAGGACGUUGGCAUGGGCCCGCCAGAAUUGUUUGUCGUGAUGGUUCAACAACAAUGUGGAUUGCUCACGGAGACAAAUUGCUGCGGUGUGCACCAGAAAACUUGCGUCCAGCGUCCCUGCGGGAAUGGAACAGUGCCUCAGUUUCCUUAGACCAGCAAGUCCAGGAUUUGCGCCAUCUCAGUGAUGCUCAGAACCCAGGGGUUUGCCUUGCGGAAGACGGUAUGCCCUUUAUCGAGAAUCCUCCAGAGCCUCUGGAUCACCAGUGUUUCAUGUUGGAAGUCCCCAUGUCACGUCAGGAUAUCCUAAAAUGGUCUUCUGCAGAACAUCCGGAGGAACUUGCACAGGUUGCCUCUGCCGGAAAGAGGGCUCGUGCCGAAGUUCAGGUCAAGGAUCUGACUCAGGCUGAUCGAAAACUGUUUGAAGCCGCCAAGGAUGCUGAACUUUCCUGCUGGCUACAGACCAGUGCGCUCAAGCCUGUGCUGAGAAAACACCUGAAUCCUGAACAAAUCCUGAAAUCAAGACAAGCAUUGAGCAGCCUAGUCGAUUCAUCUCCAGACAUACGCUUAAAAUCCGUCAGCUCCAACGGGGCUCAAGACUUGCUGUCUCCCACGGCGGAUUUCUGCCGCUGUGCAGAGCUCAAGUGGCAGAUCCGGCUGGUCUGCAAAUCUCCCUGA
This is a messenger RNA of Cladocopium goreaui, 2490 nucleotides long. NCBI's taxonomy places the organism in Eukaryota, Dinophyceae, Suessiales, Symbiodiniaceae. The record is from the annotation of a GenBank genome assembly.